Messenger RNA from Oldenlandia corymbosa var. corymbosa, 1952 nucleotides. The record is from the annotation of a GenBank genome assembly. NCBI's taxonomy places the organism in Eukaryota, Viridiplantae, Streptophyta, Magnoliopsida, Gentianales, Rubiaceae.
AAUUAGGUUUUGGUUUUAUGACAAAGAUUGAUACACAAAAAAAAAAAGAAAAGAAAAGUGAAUGAGAUUUUUGAUUCAUUCCCCCAUGAAUGAAUAGUAAACCCUACCAAUAUAUAUAGAGCUACGUGGUGGUUCGUUUUUUUCAUCACUGACAAGCUGUCCACUUCGUUCUAAAAUGGAUUCCGUGUUCAGUAGAAUAGUUUUUCGCCAUCUUCUUCUUAUAACCUUACUGGCUAUGAAGCCGUUUGUAAUAUCUGCAAGGCAUUGGUCCAAAGAGAAACCAUAUUCAAACUUAGAGCAAAUGGAAGAUCUAAUCAACGAUUUGCCAGGUCAACCUAGGGUUAACUUCCAGCACUUUGCUGGUUAUGUGACGGUUAAUGAAGAACAUGGAAGAUCCCUCUUCUACUGGUUUUAUGAAGCUUCAAAUCUUCCCCAUGAAAAACCUUUAGUCCUCUGGCUCAAUGGCGGUCCUGGAUGCUCUUCUGUUGGAUAUGGAGCAACACAAGAGAUUGGACCAUUUUUGGUAGACAAAGGAGGGAAAUCUUUAAAAUAUAAUCCUUACGCAUGGAACUCAGAAGCCAACAUGUUGUUUCUGGAAUCUCCAAUUGGUGUUGGCUAUUCAUAUACAAAUACAAGUACUGAUUAUGAAAAACUUGGAGAUGAUUUUACAGCAAAAGAUGCUCAUGCUUUCUUGCUCAAGUGGUUCCUCAAGUUCCCAUUGUAUCGAAAUCGAACCUUCUUCAUAGCAGGGGAGAGUUACGCUGGGAAGUAUGUACCUGAGCUGGCUGAGCUAAUACAUGACAAAAAUGAAGAUCCUUCCCUUUCCAUUAAUCUCAAGGGCAUACUGCUAGGUAAUCCGGAAACAAGCGAUGCCGAAGAUUGGAAAGGGCUGGUGGAUUAUGCUUGGAGCCAUGCAGUGGUAUCAGAUGAAACACACAAAACAAUCAAGGAAACCUGUGAUUUCUACAGUAAUGAUACAUGGAGUAAUGAAGAUUGUAGCCAGGCAGUUGAUGAGGUUCUGAAACAGUACAAGGAGAUUGACAUCUACAGUCUCUAUACCUCUGUUUGUAUUGACAAUUCAACCGUCGAUUCUGAAACCAAAGCAUACCAAAUCAUGUUCAAGAGUCCUUCCAAGAUGAUGCCAAGGAUCAUGGGAGGAUAUGAUCCCUGCCUAGAUGACUAUGCAAGAUAUUACUACAACAGAGCAGAUGUCCAGAAAGCCCUCCAUGUUACUGAUGGUCACCAAAUCAGGAACUGGAGUAUUUGCAACAUGACAGUGUUCAAUGGAUGGUAUGAUUCAAAGGAAUCGAUGCUCCCAAUAUACAAGAAACUCAUUGCUGCAGGACUUCGUAUCUGGGUAUACAGUGGAGACACUGAUGGAAGAGUGCCAGUGUUGUCCACAAGGUAUAGCUUGAGCUCCAUUGGUCUCCCCAUUACACAAGCAUGGAGGCCCUGGUACCAUCAGAAACAGGUUGGGGGUUGGCUUCAGGAAUACGAGGGACUGACAUUUGCAACAUUCAGAGGAGCUGGUCAUGCAGUCCCCAUCUUCAAACCAAGCGAAUCACUUGCGCUCUUCUCAGCUUUUCUGUCUGGUCAAUCUCUUCCCAUCCAGCGUUAAUCGAUCAGAACCAUCUUCUUGUUCUGCAGUUUUGUGAAAAUGCUACCAUAUAUGUAGUGCUAUUGGAUAUAUACUCUUCAUGAUGAUGAGAUGCUAAUUUUGUACGUCUAGUAAUUCAUUUUAUACUACUAAUAUACAUAUGUGAGCCUUCAAUAAGAGCAUUGUAAUAUCAUCAUGCCUGCAGGGAAUGACACCUUCUUGUUGGUUCGGUCCCAUCUAUGACUUAAUAAAUUUUUCUUUUUCUGUUUCGGGGGACUUUAGUCACUUUUUUCGGUACAAUUAACCUGUAGUAUUGUCCUACGUAAGUACAAAUUAUAUUCAAACUAAUUUUAUG